GGCUGUGCUCGGAGGUGUAAUGGCCGAUCGCUUCUGAUGGUAGAGCCGCUUUUGUCCGCAGGCGUCGGUUAGGUUUCCCGUUGAAUUAAUGCGUUGCUCAAGGAAGCUGAGACCUUUAGAAGACCUGCAUGGUCAGCGAUUAAUCGCAUGAUGGCCCGCGGUGCCAAGUUCAGGCUCUAAGUCCCAUGGCAGCAGGCCCUGGGCCUUGCCGGCGGGGAGCAGCUUCCUAGUCAUCCCGAGAAGUGGACAGUCCCAGUGUCCCGGUGCGCGAUGGAUGCGUCAGUACCAAUAGAUCACGUGCUGUUGAGAAUCAAGGUUCUCAACCUGGCCUACCUGACUGUCGCGCUGCCCCUAUUCACACUGAUUUUCUGCUUCGCCACGUCAAUGUUGUUCCAGUACACCGCUGUGAAUACAACAGUCUGCAAGGUUUACAACUUCUGCCCGUCGGUGAGCGCCAUCACGGGCAUCUCGCCGCAGCGCUACGUGUGGCGCAUGGGCGUCGCGCUGCACACGGGCCCGCGGCUGCUGCUCGCGUCGCUCUACCCUCGCUACUUCGCUCGCCGCGCCGCCCUGGUGCCGGCCCCCAAGCGGGCGCUCUUCUCGCGCCUGACGCGCGCCAACUACGCGCUGCACCUGGCCGAGGCCCUGUCCCUGGUCGGCGUCACGUACGUCUCGAACCGCGAGAACUACCCGGUGCACGAGAAAAUCUUCAUCGUCUUCAUGGUCUCGUCGCUGCUCUACAUGGUCGGCACAUGCCUGGCGGUGAACAUGUGCGCCCACAAGGACGACACCCAGAUGGAACGUAAGUCGCGUCGCCUCAAACUGUCACUGCUGGUGCUGACCCUGGCGGCCAGCGCGGGCAUGCUCUUCUUCUUCUACAAGCACCGAAUCCACUGCGUCGAACUGGCGUUCAGCUGGUUCUCCAUCUGCGAGUACGUGAUCUGCCUGUGUAACAUGGCGUUCCACCUGACCCUCGUGUACGACAUCCCCAACGAGGAGCUGCUCGUCGGCCUGCCCGUGACGAAGGCCGUCUGCUCUUCUUCCUCCGCCUCUUCCCGGAAGGACCAAUGAGACACGACAUGCCGCUAGUGCCAAUGGAUGCGCGCUCUCUUCCACGCACACACCACACACACACAUCUCUCUCUCUCUCUAUCACUCGCUCUCUCUCUUAAUGCGUCGCUCGAGGCCCUCUGUAAACGGCUCUCGAGCGCGCAUGUACCUGCGCCCGCUCGCCCGCGCUGCCGCUCGAUGCGGUGCGGCAAACUACAUGGGACGCUUUCCCGGCCUAUUUCUGGCGUGACGUCGGCGCGCCCGCUUCGCGACGUCUGGUAACCGCAAAGGACGUACUAUCGGGUCUACGUUUCAGCCGAUGAAAGUAUAAACAAAAUUCCUACCAAAACUAUAGAACGCACUCGUUUCAAAAUGGACGCAGCGGCGCUGCGUCGGGAACGCGUUUCCAUGUGGUUGCCGCUGGAGACCUCGUACGCAGGCCAGUGUGCCUCCGCCUCGGCACACGCGUACGCUGCGGAGAAGUAUGCACGAGCGGGAAGAGCAAUGUCGUGUAAAUUUAGUCACUGUCCGAUCUAGUCACAACAUCGUUAGUCUCGCGCGAGUACGACGAAGAAACGACCGUAGCGUCACGCAGGCUACCGCUGGCGCGCAUGCGCGCCAGUGGUUCGUUCGCGAUUCGAUAACGGCAUGCGCGCGAAUGUUUGUAGAGGAAACACAACUUCCAGGGAAGGGUGCGCGCCUCCUCCUGUCUCUUCCCGGCACUCGGUAGCGUGCCUCUCUUCCACCAUCGACGCCAUCUUUUCUUUUUUUUUCUUGGU
Dermacentor silvarum is the source of this 1829-nucleotide messenger RNA. Its product is annotated as post-GPI attachment to proteins factor 2-like. The transcript is spliced from 4 exons. Lineage: Eukaryota; Metazoa; Arthropoda; Arachnida; Ixodida; Ixodidae. The coding region runs from base 271 to 1071 and encodes 266 amino acids. The record is from RefSeq and is a predicted model, not a curated record. Gene Ontology annotation, cellular component: endoplasmic reticulum membrane; Golgi membrane. Gene Ontology annotation, biological process: GPI anchor biosynthetic process.